AUUUAUAGUUGCGGAAUAAGAAAGUAAGAAACCCUAGCAAUAGACAAAUAUCAGAAAGCAUCACACACCACUCUCCAAUAUUCUUGAACAUGUCUCAAGUGGGUUCUCUCUCCUCCGAAAUGGAGACACUGAACCACGUUCUCUCGCUAGUGGAGGCGUUCCGAGCGUUCGACGUGGACAACGACGGUCGUAUAACGCAUGCAGAGCUCGGCGGAAUCUUGGGGUCGCUAGGGUACAACGCUAGCGAGCAAGAAGUGAGGGCGAUGAUGGAACGAGGUGACAAGAACAAAGAUGGGUUGUUAAGCAUACACGAGUUCUUGGAGAUGAACACCAAGGAUUUGGAGGGUGGAGAUCUCGCGAACACCCUCAGCGCGGCGUUUGAGGCGUUGGAUGAAGACGGGAACGAGAUUCUGACGGGGAAAGAGCUUCACGAGGUGAUGCAGAACUUGGGGCUUGAGUUGUCUCUGCAGAAUUGUGAGCAUCUUGUUGCUUCUCUUGAUGCGGAUGGAGAUGGCGCUGUGAGCUUGGAUGAAUUACAACUCAUUGUUGAUUCGCUUAUCUAAUUAAGAAUAUCAUGUUAUGUUUCGUAACAGUCGUACUCAACUCAUCACUGGUGAUCUAUAUGAAAGAAAGAAAAUCGUAUAAUGUAUAUGGUGUGUGAUUAAUAAUAGUAUACGUGUUACUCCUUGUUGUAGAUACUUGAGAAAGAGAAAGAAGAGAAAAAAACAUCAACUAGUUGAUAAGAUUUUUAUUUGUUUAUGAAUA
Messenger RNA from Cajanus cajan (pigeon pea), 765 nucleotides. Its product is annotated as putative calcium-binding protein CML29. The record is from RefSeq and is a predicted model, not a curated record. NCBI's taxonomy places the organism in Eukaryota, Viridiplantae, Streptophyta, Magnoliopsida, Fabales, Fabaceae. Gene Ontology annotation, molecular function: calcium ion binding.